Messenger RNA from Solenopsis invicta (red fire ant), 2767 nucleotides. RefSeq lists its product as uncharacterized. The transcript has 4 exons. Lineage: Eukaryota; Metazoa; Arthropoda; Insecta; Hymenoptera; Formicidae. The record is from RefSeq and is a predicted model, not a curated record. Bases 541 to 1104 code for a protein of 187 amino acids.
UUAAAACAUACCAUUAGUAAUUUUUUUUCCACCCUGUACUGUUGGAAUGGAAAAGAUGGAAAAAAGACAGCAUUUAAAGAUUUAGUAUUCGCCAAAUGCAUAAAACUCAUACAGAUUUUCAAUAAUUCUGAUUCAAACGAACAAUAUUCCUUAUUUUAAAAUGUGUCAUUUCAAAAUUUGAAACUGCAGAUGACCAGCAAAUUACGCAAAUUAUAGCAAAAUGGUUUAUACAAGGAAAAUUGCGAUGUGACAGAGAUGAAUGACAAGCAGAACCAAAUAAAUAUAAAUUGCACUAGCUUGUGUAACGAUAUUAACAGUCAUAAUAACGAUGAGGACAACAGUAAUAACAAAUAAUAUAUUGGAACAAAUGUUGUGGAUGAAUCAUAGAACACUCCAUUAAUAAAGAAAAAAGAUAAAAAUAUUAGGAAAUUGAAAAAAGCUUUACAACAAAAAAUACGAGAAUGUAAUAUUUUGAAGAAAAAAUUGCGAAAAAGAAAUAUAAAUUUUGAGAAAGUGUUUAACGCAGAUCAACAACUGUUUAUGACAAAUUAUAAUCACAGAGGAUCUUUAUGGUCUGCACAAAUAAUAAAUAAAGCCUUGAAACUGUACGUAGCCUGCGGACAAAAAAGCUAUGAGAAGGUGCAACGGCAGAACUUGCCAUAUCCAAGUAUCCGUACUCUACAAUAUCGCAUACAAAGUUUAAAAUUUGGGUCAGGUAUUUCAGAAGACAUAUUGCAGCUGUUAAAGAUGAAAAUAGAGACAUUUAAAUCAGAAGAAAAACAUGCAAUACUACUUACAGAUGAAAUGUCCAUAAAACCUGGUCUGCAAUAUGAUAGAAGUACCAAUACAAUUAUUGGCCGACCAACAAUAAAACUGUCAGGAGGAAUGGAUUUUUCUAAUCAGCUAGCUACACAUAUUACGAUAUUUAUGUUGUGCGGCAUUACUACUAAGUGGAAACAAACCAUUGGGUAUGAAUAUACAGCCAAUUCAUUUUGCCCGCAAGAAAUGACGAGAAAGAUUUUAACAAUUAUUGAAAAGGCACACAAUAUUGGAUUAAUUAUUAAGGUAGUGAUAUGGGAGUUCGGAUAUGGGAGUGCAAAAUAGGAGUUGGUGGAGACUUUUUAAUAUUACAGCUGGUAAAUGUAGUCAGAUAAAAAAUAACAUUCAACAUCUAUGUAACAAUGAAGAUAAACUAUUUAUUACACCAGAUCCAGUUCAUAUUUUUAAAAAUACUGCAUGCGCAUUAACUGCAGGUAACACCUUUUAUUUAGAUGAAACAAUAGUGAAAAAGUAUAACUUACCGCAUAACGAAGUCUCUAUCAAACCUAUUCGCGAGGUAUAUAUGCUAGACCAAAAAGAUACUUUAAAACUGUGUCCACACUUAAAAGAAAAAUCAAUAAAACCUUCUCACUUCGAUAAAAUAAACAUUGCCUUAAGUGUAGGAUUAUUAAACAACAACGUUGCUGCAGCCAUAUUAUAUCACAUAGAUAGAAAAAAUAUUGAUUACGUGCAUAAAACUACAGCGUGGUUUAUAAGCACAAUACACAAAUGGUUUAAGCUUAUGACUAGUCGUUAUGAAAAACUUGCGCUAUCCCAUUUUCAGGAAAAUAUAUACACAGAAAAUAUCACUUUUUUAAAAGAAUUUAAUGAAAUUGUUUAUCGAAUAACAGUGGUUGGAAAUGGAAAGUGGAAACCAUUCCAAAGCCGUUUGGUACAUUGUACACAAACUGCUCUCGAUAUACAACAUGAAUAUCUAAACAAACAAAAUUUUAAAUAUUUAUUAAUAGGCAGGUUUACUCAGGAUGCGGUAGAAAAUUUAUUCUCGACAAUACAAGGGCGAACAUCUGUACCAGACGCACGAGAAUUUAAACAAUCAUUGCGUCUUGUUUCUCUGUCACAAUUUCAGGCAAACAUUAAUCGUGGUAAUUAUUCUACUGUUGAUACCGAUCAUCUUGUACAAUAUUGUACAGAAAUAAAACUAUUGGAAAAUAAAAAUAAGUCUAGAGACAUACAAUGUCUCGAGAGCAUUGAGAAUGAAAUAUGGGAUGAUUGGGAUGAAGAACUACACAGUCCACUAAUGCAAAAUGAACCUUUAAAUAAUGAAACGCAAACUGCAUUGUAUUAUUUGACGGGUGCAUUAUUACAUAAAAUUUAAAAAAAUUACAAACAUUGUACUACAUGUUUUAAUGUGGGUGACACUCUUUUGAACACAGCACGAUUGGACACCAACCAAUCAUCUUGACUUAUCUAACCAAACCAACGGAAAAACUCUAGGCAUCGGCCGCUGUGAGUGGUGGUGUCCAAUCGUGCACACCCCUUUUAAUGCACUUGUAAAUACUGAUACAAAUUCGAAUGAUGUCAAUAAUAAUAAUUUAAGUCUUUUCACCAAAUUAAGAGAAUAUAAGAAAAAUGUAUUAUAUUUUCCUACUAUGGAUGUGUAUAAUAUCAUAUAUAAAUGUGAAAUAUUAUUUUGGCAAUAUGAGACUGAUUUAUUAUCUAAUAAGUUAAAACCUAUAGAAUUAGUCAAUAAAUGUUUACAAAUGUAUUCGACGGAUUUUAUUCCUGCAUGUCAUAAUAUUAUAUAUAAACUACUAAAAUUAUUUCACGUAUACAUUUUGUUUUAAAAACAAACUAUGAUAACAUUAUCAAAGCUAUUCCUUCUUCUAAUCGUAAUGUCGCAAUGAAGAAAUCGGUGAUAAAUUAUAAAUGUUACGGAAAAAAUAAGACUAUAUGUGAUAAAAACAAAUAAAAUAUAUUUUAUAUUUAA